Molecule: messenger RNA, 4649 nt
Organism: Xyrauchen texanus (razorback sucker)
Lineage: Eukaryota; Metazoa; Chordata; Actinopteri; Cypriniformes; Catostomidae
Product: paired box protein Pax-2a
Exons: 12
Coding region: 580-2052 (490 amino acids)
Biological process (GO): anatomical structure development; regulation of transcription by RNA polymerase II
Molecular function (GO): RNA polymerase II cis-regulatory region sequence-specific DNA binding; DNA-binding transcription factor activity, RNA polymerase II-specific
Source: RefSeq, a predicted model, not a curated record
AUACGAAGAGGAGGGGGGAGGUGGACUGCAGCUUUUAGAAACAGACACACUGAGAAGAGGGGUUUCAGUCUCAGCCCAAAGCUUCUAUCAGGCACAUCCCAUUCUUGAAGAGAGGGGGACCGAGAGACACUCGCCGUGUCCAUGUUUUUUCCUGUCAUCCCCGCACGAAUCUGACUGUACCCCUCAGACUUGACCAGAAACGAAUCUCCAUAUCGAGGAAUUUACUCUGCAGUUUCACAAGAGGACACUGGAGGAGACGCAGCCGCUAAUGCUUGUUCCCUUAAAUAUGUAGCUGACAAAUAUUAACUGAACGACUGAUUACGCUAACGUUCCUGCGUAAAACAUUUUUGAGACUAUAGUGCAGGACAUGAUCUGCACCUGACCAGCCUCGUGUCUUCAUUUAAUGGACUGAACAACAUGAGAUAAAGUUCGUCGCGCGCUGAAGAACUUCUUGUGUACACUGGCAUCGGAAGCCCUCUGCUUUGAACGGAUAGCGAUCUUUAUUAAUUCCCAUUAAAGCUACACAAUCAAGGCGCGACGGCGACCUCAGUCGAUUAUCUUUCCUUUCUUUGCUAUCCCAUGGAUAUUCACUGCAAAGCUGACCCCUUCUCGGCGAUGCACCGGCACGGCGGUGUGAACCAGCUAGGAGGGGUGUUUGUGAAUGGCAGACCCCUACCUGACGUGGUCAGGCAAAGAAUCGUGGAACUCGCGCAUCAAGGAGUCAGACCUUGUGACAUCUCAAGACAGCUACGGGUCAGCCAUGGCUGUGUCAGCAAAAUUCUAGGAAGAUAUUAUGAAACCGGCAGUAUUAAACCUGGAGUUAUUGGCGGCUCCAAACCAAAAGUGGCGACGCCCAAAGUUGUGGAUAAAAUCGCAGAAUACAAGCGGCAGAAUCCCACAAUGUUUGCCUGGGAGAUCAGAGACCGACUUCUCGCCGAGGGCGUGUGUGACAACGACACUGUACCAAGUGUUUCAUCUAUAAACAGGAUAAUUCGAACCAAAGUUCAGCAGCCUUUCCAUCCAUCUUCUGAUGGCACAGGAACGCCUCUCACCACAGGACACACCAUAGUGCCCAGCACAGCUUCCCCACCUGUGUCAAGUGCUUCCAAUGACCCUGUGGGGUCCUACUCUAUUAAUGGCAUCCUCGGAAUCCCUCGCUCCAACGGUGAAAAGCGAAAACGGGAUGAUGUUCUCUGGAGUGGCAACCACUUGGAUGGGAGGAAAAUAGGAUAUUAUGGUUCAGAUGGCUCUGGCCCAAACAGUGAUUCUCAGGGUAGUGUGGAGAGUUUACGGAAGCACCUGAGGGCUGAUGCCUUCACUCAACAGCAGCUGGAAGCUUUGGACCGGGUGUUUGAGCGGCCGUCAUACCCCGAUGUCUUCCCCACGUCAGAGCACAUCAAGCCAGAGCAGGCUAAUGAGUACUCACUACCAGCACUGAACCCUGGACUGGACGAAGUCAAGCCUAGUCUGUCAACCAGCGCCAGCUCAGAUUUGGGCUCCAGCGUGUCACAGAGCUACCCGGUAGUGACAGAGUCGCAUUCAUCGUCCAUGUGUGUUAAGCAGGAGCCGAACGAGGCUUCCAUGGCUCCUUUCACCCCUUCCUCACUGGCAGUCACGGGUCUAGCGGAACUGUUGCCCCUCCAGCCCAGCGUGUCAGUAGAUGCCUCCACCCCCUGCUACGGCGCUUAUGCCCAUCAUGCCCCCAGCUACGGCCAGUAUGCAAGCCAGCCUAUUAUAGCAGGUCGAGACAUGGCAAGCACAACCCUACCAGGGUACCCACCUCACGUUCCCCCCACAGGGCAGGGCAGCUACCCCACCUCUACACUUGCCGGAAUGGUCCCUGGAAGUGACUUUUCAGGAAAUCCCUACUCUCACCCACAGUACACAACUUACAAUGAAGCUUGGCGGUUCAGCAACCCCGCGUUAUUAAUGCCGCAUCCCGGGGCUCCGCCCCUCCCACUGCUGCCACUGCCUAUGACCGCCACUAGUUACCAUGGCAACCCAGUCAAACUGCAGGACCAUGGCCGCAGCCUCCAUAUCGUACCAGUCUGAAUGCCGUUAAGGUCAGAGGGAUUGAAGAUGGCUACACAUUCUUCAGAUUCAUGGGGCCGAGAUUGGAUUAGGAGGGUCAAGCAACAGCGGGUUUCCCCCCCAGACAUCAACCAUACCCCCCCCCCCCCCACACACACACACGCACACUACACGCACUCAACACUAAGGCCCUCAUUCUCUGAAUCACUGAGCAAUGACUGAACUUUUACCUGAAAGACUUUGAAAGAUUCUACAAAUAUAUAUAUAUAUAUUAUACAAGAUAUAAAACAAGUCAAACCGUGUGAAGAAUACAAAGUUACAAUUAAUGUGUUGCUGGUUUUUUUCUCUCUCUCUUUAAAUCAAUCAAUACAUUCCUUACUGUAUUUGUGUCUCUAACACAAGGUUGUCUGAGGCCUUUAAAAUAAUUUGCCCAUGUCCAACCAUUCCACUAGUGUCUUACCUCUCACGGACAAAACAGCAAAGUGUACGACACAGUUGAACAUAAAGAGAAUACUGCAGUAUAGAGUUUGCUCAAGUUUCUGUCAAACAGACAAGUCUUAGAGAAGCCAUCUCUGACACGUUUUAACAUUUUCUGUGAUACACAAUCAAAAUGGGGGAAAAGUAAAUAGAAAAAAGAAAUAUCAGGUCAUAGACACUGAAAAAGUUAACUGUUCUUGUACAUGACCUGAAAAUAAAUUUGCAUAUUAAAUUAUUGUUUUGGUUUAGCUAAUGGAUUGUGUGCGUGUGUGCAUUUGUGUGUGUCAUACAUUUUCGGGAUAUUUCAUUAUAUCAUGUGUAAUCUCCAAUAUCAUGAUCGGUGCCGCUCUCUUCUCUAUUUUGCACUAUUUUGCAUUACUGGAUUUACAAUAAGUACAGAUAAUUACAAUUGUCUUCUAAAGUCUGUCAGAUUAAAUGUUAUAUUUAAGAAAGAAGAGUAAGAAGGUCUACCCUAACUGACAAAGUAACAGCAGCAUUGGACAAAAAUACAUUUGCUGUUCAUUUGUUUUUAAACUAUACAUUAGAAACUAGUAUCUGUCUUGUUAUCCUUCAGUGUAAAUCAAAGGAUUCCUUUUUAAAUGUGUAACUGAGGCUACUCUGACUGGCACAGUACCAAAAUAAUCAUGAGUAGACAUCAACUGUACUACAACAAGUUCAACAAAUGCCUUACAGCUUUUUUUAUUUAUUAUUUUUUUAACUUUUGUCUAUGGUCCUGAGAGGUAGACAUGCAUGUAACCCUUCUGUGGUUGAACAAAAGUUUCUCUAAAUGCUAAGUGGGACUCUGAGGUUAGAACUGAAACCAUGCAUACACUCCUGGAAAUGUAAAACGAAUGUACUUUAUACCACGUUUGCCAAAGACUUAGUUUGAUAUUUAAUAUUUUAUUUGCUGUAUCUGUCAAUAAAACAGUAUUAUGUUUGAAUAGUAGUCAAUACUGAUUGUAUGUGGUAAUGUUGAACAAAAGGAAAAGAUCCAUCUUAGCCCCACAGCAAUGUACACAAAAAAAGGUGAAUUCUGUUACUUAAAGCUAUGUCAUUUGCAACAAUCUGCUGCUUUGUACAAUGAUGUGUAUAAUGUGAAAACAAUUCUUCUAUGUAUAUAAGAUCACCUACAUUUCACCAUUUCAGUAUCGUACUAAUUUACUGAUUCAUUUGUAGAUAUGAGAACUGAAAGAAAAAAAAUUGACAUUUCAUUUGUGUCUUCAACAUGUUGUGCUUUGCAGAGACGCACAACAAAAAAAGUUUGAAACCCGUCCUGUGUCAUUUGGGUGGGUUUCAAAUGCUAUCACCCCAUGUGCGGCUGUUUGUAUGUUUUGUUUUGGUUCAGUUUUCUUAACUUGUACAUAAUGUUUAAGUCUCUAUGCAAAUUAAGUAAAAUGGUAUUCUGUAUUCUCCUUUCUUGUUGCGUUCAAUUUUACCCUUAAAUUUAAAUGAUUCCUAAAUCCUGCCAGUAGCAAUUAACAAAUACAUUUCACAUGCCUGCAUGGUUUUGUGGAUUGUUUUUGUACUUUGAAACUUGCUGUACUUUUUAACAUACAGGUGAACAGAAGAAAAAAUGUUGGUCUUUUUUGUUUAUGUCAUUUUAUAAUUAAACUAUAGUCCCGCUUAGAAUGAAGAGAUUCUAACUCAAUCACCGCAAUUCACAUUUGUUUGUGGCUUGUUCUUCAUUCUAAAAGAAGCAAAAAGCAGUAGAGAACAAAGGGCAGAAGUGUUUCUCUCCUUUUUGUUAAAAUAAUGCAAAAUAUGUAUCACACAUAUAAUUUGUUACAAACAUAAAAAUAAUUUUUGAUGAAACUAUGUAACAAAAGCCACAUGGCCUCAGCCAUCACUUAUUUCCACCUCUGUCCAGUUCUCUCUCUCUCUCUCUCUCUCUCUCUCUCUCUCUCUCUCUCUCUCUCUCUCUCUCUCUCUCUCUCUCUCUCUCUCUCGCUCUCUCAUUUUUGGUAUGUCAGCCUUUGACCUUGGAGGUGAUUAUUAACCCUUUCAUGAGGGAGUCUUUGAAAGAUCAAGGAUACUCUGGGCUAGAAGAGAUACAGUUUGCAUGAAUAUAUCACAUCAGUUACUACAUGAAAUGACACAUUGUGAGAUUGUACUUAAGACAUAACAGAGAAGUGAGGCUGGAA